This is a messenger RNA of Naegleria lovaniensis, 1812 nucleotides long. RefSeq lists its product as uncharacterized. The record is from RefSeq and is a predicted model, not a curated record. Gene Ontology annotation, cellular component: endoplasmic reticulum tubular network. Gene Ontology annotation, biological process: endoplasmic reticulum tubular network organization. Bases 1 to 1812 code for a protein of 603 amino acids. The transcript is spliced from 2 exons. NCBI's taxonomy places the organism in Eukaryota, Heterolobosea, Eutetramitea, Acrasida, Naegleriidae.
AUGGUUCUAGGCAUGUUAUAUUCCCUUCUAGGCUUCCAACAGACUCAUAGCUUUCAUGAGCAGUUACAAAGCUAUGAUAAGGAAAUUAGGUACUAUCAAACCCGACAGAGAAAAUUCAAUGCAAAGGUUCAUUCGGUUCCUUCCAAGAUCAGCCAAAUGAUUAUGCUGUUAGGAGUUGUUGUUUGUAUUCCGAUCUACAUGUAUAUACCACCUCCGAAUUUAUAUUACGUGAUGAUGGGAGUGAUGGUUUUGUUUCUAGCUGUAACACAUUUCAUUAAGAAAGUAGUAAUGAUCUACUAUAGCAGUACAUUAUCGUCCUAUAAUUAUGAUAUUGAACAAUUAUUAUUGAAACAAAAAGAAAUUUUAGAGGACUUGAAACAAAAGAAUGAUUAUUAUGCAACUCAUGAUUUAAUUCAAAAAUAUGAAAGAGCUAUUAAUGUUCUUCAAAAGCACAUUCAACAUAAACGAAAGAGGUUGCAAAACACAAAUCAAAAAAGGCUCUCGAAAAAGAAAGUUUCACAUCAAAUCAAAGAUGUUUUACUAGAGGACGAAGAUGAUAUGGAAGUCACUGAGGUUUUACUCGCAAAUUAUCCUUACUUUUCGUAUGAAGUGUUUAAAAAGUAUACAAAUACACCUGCUGUUUCGUUAGGAUUUCAGGAACCAAUUCCUCAUACGGCAAUUGAAGAGAGCUCUCCUAAAGAAAUGAAUACCAUUUGUGUGCAAACAGAAUCUUCACUCGCUCAAGAAUCUCACGUACAGCAAGAGGAAACAAAGAAAUUGUUGAAAGAGAGUAUGACCAAGCUAUUCACAUUAGUAGCUUCACUAAGUAAUCAACAGAGAAAGUUGCAACAAAUGCACGCCAUCAGAAGCAUGCCAGAAGGAUUGUCGAACGAGAAUGAAUAUUCAAUACCAACUCGUCGUUCCCCUCGGCUAUCUAUUACGAGCGCCGACAGUAGUAACAAUCUUCAAAAAAAGUCACAUUCAUUUACAUUACGAAAACAAAUUGAAGAUUCGACAGUUCAAGAACGAAUUUCUGAUUCCAUUGGAGAAGUGACAUCCACUCCACAAAGAAAAAGAUCAAACAGUUUUCAUGGAGGUACUCCAACUAAAGAGUCUUCAUCAACAAAUGGAGCUAAUCAUGAUGUAUUUUCUAGAGUCAAUUCACAACAGCAAGCUAAUACUGAAGAGAGCAGUACCGAUCCCAAUAUUAUUGCACUUCAACAACAAUUGGAGCAAGAAAUUGCGAGACUCAAGCAAAAAGAUUUGGCAUUAAGGGAACGAGAAGCAAAAAUUGUCCAAUAUGAAAAACAAUUGAAUAGUCUUUCAGUGGCUAAGAAUCAACAACCCAUUGGCGCUGAUGCCUUAUAUUCUUCGUCACUCACAAGCAGAUACAGAGUCUAUGUGGAAAACAACAAGACUGGAUUCGUAGAAAAUAAGAAGGAAACCACAAAACCAAACUGGUUUGACCGAUUGUUAGAUAGAAUUGUUGGCCAGUCUCCGGAAACAUGCUUUGCGCUUAUUUGUUCUCAAUGUUGUUCCCAUAAUGGCUUACUCAUGAUUGAGGAUGCAGAAAAUCAUGCUGGAUACAGAUGUUGGAAUUGUGGAUAUCUCAAUAUUAGACAAACAUCCAGCGACAAUGUCAACGACAAUGCAAGUACCACUACGAGUGUUGUGACAGAAGUGGACGACGAUGAGCGAGAUGAAAAUGACGAAAAACAAGAUGAAAAUAUGGAACGAAAAGAAGAGAGCACCUCUGCAGAAGAAAAUAAUAAUAAUGAGGCUGAUAAUGAGGAACAAGUAGAGCAUGAUUAA